UCCAAAAAGACAGUAACAAAACAGAAGCCCGCGGUAGCGGAAACUCCCCCAACCCAAAGAAAACUAGAAUGGCAGAAGAUAAUCAGGGUUCGAGGAUGAAAACCAAAUCAGAAUCUUCUUCCGAUAAAGGGAAGCGUAGAUUAGAGGAUGAGGAUAAUAGCGGCAGUUACUCCAAAGACCUGAAGAGGAGCCAAAAUUUUGAGCUCGGAGACUAUCCUGAACCUUGGAUACACUAUCCGCAAUAUCCUGGUGAUCGCUUACAAUUUUGUACUGGUGGUUCAUUUGUCGCUAAAGUUUAUGAUAUCUCACGGUCCUCUAAGAAUUGUAGACCCGUUGAACUUGUGCAACUACUCUGUUACUCUAGGUUGGCUAUGGCCCUUUACAACAUAAGGAUGGGUACAAACUUUUCUGUUGUCAAAGUCCUCAUGGCAACAGCACAAAACACACCGGUUUACACUAAAUAUGUUACUUUUGAAGCUGAAACGAAUUCGGGGGGUUCCGUUACCUUCCAAACUAAAAUAAUUGUUUUUUACCACCCGUGUCACCAGAUUCAGAUUUUGUUUGUUAGGAUCAAACCAGAUUACAACAACUCCCAGCCUUCUGAUUUGGAUCACAUUGCUGUCGUUGAAGAAGGCGCCCUCCUCUCUCGAGUCAUCAGUACAUAUACCACCGACUCGGGAUUGGAUUCUCAAUAUAAUUUAGCCCUUUAUCUCUCCCAGUUUGCUCUUGUUAGCCAUGACGUCUUCGUGUUGAAACAAUUUCGUGUUGCAAAGCACGACAUUGAGUCGCUCAAAGUUCUCCAGCUAGUAAAACUUGAUUCCAGUGUUCCAAGUUACCUUAUCACUUUUGAAGCUUCCCUGCUUGCUGAGACUGAUAGGAAAAGUGUUGAAACCUUCGAGACAAAAAUAUGCAUGCCUACCCUCUUCCCGACUACAACUAUAGAGUUGAGUUCAGAAGCACGAGUGAUUACAGAUCCCCUUUUCUAGGUGUUUUUGUUGUUUUUUCUUUUGGGUGGUUCUACAGUAGGCAAAAGCAGAGUGAAGGGGAGGAAACAGACUUUGAUAGCAGCUCGUGAAGAUCAAGGUAGCGGUGAGGAAGAAAAGUAAUCAGUUGAGAAAAGAGGAAGGCCACUAAAGAUGGUGAAGAAUGACAUUCUACAAAAAGAAGCUGAGGACUUUGAUGAAGUGGAGAAUACUGAUAUUAUCUUGUCGGACGAACUUAUCAAUGCAUCGUCUGUAAUUGAGAGUGGUAGAAAGAGAAGAAGGACUUCAGACAUUAAUGAAAAUCAUGUAUAGGUUAAAGAAAGUGGUGCUGAUCUUAAAAAUAAAACUAAUGAUUCUGUGAAGCCGGUUGGAUUCAGGCAUAAUGGGAGCAGGAGGAAGAAUAAACCACAUAGGGCUGCUGAAGUUGGCAUCUGAGUGCAGAUGAUGUCUGGAUUAGUCAUUUGAAAAGCCAAGAGUUGUCCUUUUAAAAUUGUUAUGUUUAUUUUCUUUUUUGAUGUUGGUAAUAUGCAACUACUAUUAAUUUUUUUUAAAGAGAAGAUUUGUUUGGUGGAA
Daucus carota subsp. sativus is the source of this 1556-nucleotide messenger RNA. RefSeq lists its product as uncharacterized. The transcript is spliced from 6 exons. The coding region runs from base 69 to 986 and encodes 305 amino acids. The record is from RefSeq and is a predicted model, not a curated record. NCBI's taxonomy places the organism in Eukaryota, Viridiplantae, Streptophyta, Magnoliopsida, Apiales, Apiaceae.